AUGGCCCAGCACUCGUGGCGCGACUCGGAUGCUAGCACCGAAACCCGACAAGGGUCACCACCGCCCCCCUAUUCGGAAUAUCCUCCCUACCACGAGACCGGUCCAGACGAGCGAACACCACUGUUCGGCACCGGCCCCGCCGGCAUAUCCGCUGCCCGGCAUUUACAGUCCUCAAAAGCAGCUCAGCGCAUCCGCCUGGACAUAACCUUGUUCGACUCCGCCCCUCUGGUUGGGGGCCAGCUAGCUCUCAAUGCCUCUAACGGCGGGCAGGUCUUCCCUUACGACGACCCUUUUCAGGAUCCGAUCAUCGCCGAAGAUGUUACUGGCACUGCCCUGAUGUGGGGCAAUCCUCUCUUCACGAGGGCUUCGGAAGAGACGUUGGGAGACGAGGUGCGCUUUUCCGAGCUUUCGAGCCAGGAAAUUGGCUACUUCUCUGGAGGCAUAUUUAGUCAGACAAUUCGCCCUUACGUCACGACUCCGUUUUGGACAUUCGUCGGAUUGGUAUUCAGAUAUGGCUUCUCAGUCUGGCGUGCCGGUGACAUGAUAAAGGAGACGAACAUACGUGAUCGCAUUGCAAACGCGCCCGUGAACAUAGACAUCACGCAGGUCAUGAUCUCGAUAGAUCUUAUGGGAUCCAUAAAGCAAUCUGCUCAGGAAGCUCUCGACGGUCGCGGCAUCGGCUACCCUUACAUAACCGACGUCCUCGGACCCCAGGUCGAGCGAGUCCACUCGCAGAAAAUUUCCGACAUAAGUGCCCUAGCCAUGAUGCUAGCCGCAGCUCAGGAGGACGUAGCUAGCUUCUAUACCGGCGGAGAGCUAAUCAGCAGACUCGACCAGAUCCUCGCCGCGACCGACGCAACCGUCCGAACGGGCGUGGAGGUUUCCGGUAUCAGGUACGCGCAGGUUGGUGAGCAGAAUGCAACCUGGCUUGUGGAGUAUGACACCCGUACCUCACCGCAACCCCGUGCCGAAACCUUCGAUAAGGUCAUCCUCGCCGCGCCUCGACUCGACCUGUAUCGGGCCGCCGCUCAUCGUCAGGACCUGGAGGCCGCCUCGAUCCUAGCAUAUCGCCCGGUAGACGUCGCAUUCUUCACGGUGCCGACGCGCAUCAACCCCGACGUAUUCGGCAGCUACAACCAGCUCCUAUUCCUCGAAGAGCAGAACGGGGAGGAUGAGUACCCCGCAAUCCGUGAGAUGGCAUUCCUGCGAGAGGUCGUCUCGGUCGGAAAUGACGGAGACACCAGAGUCGAAUACCUGUACCGCGUCCUGUCGGAUGCCGACGCCACGGAGCGGCUGCGGAAACUCGAUCUCGGCAUCACCUGGCAAUAUCGCACAAGGCUCCAGCACGGCCAUCCGGUGGUAUACCCUACCGACCGGUUCCCGCCCUUCCAGCUGUCGCCGCGGGGUCUCUGGUGGACCUCGGCCAUCCACUCCGUCGCGAGCACCAUCGAUCUCAGCUGGCUCGCCGGUCAGAUCGUCGCCGAGGACGUUCUCCGAGACCUGACGGCCGGGAAGAAGGGCCCGAAGACGAUGACGGAGGAGGAAGAACAGGAGGAGGGCUGGGAAGGGGAGGGGAAAUUGCCCGCCUAG
Messenger RNA from Durotheca rogersii, 1590 nucleotides. RefSeq lists its product as uncharacterized. Gene Ontology annotation, molecular function: prenylcysteine oxidase activity. The transcript has 4 exons. Gene Ontology annotation, biological process: prenylcysteine catabolic process; prenylated protein catabolic process. The record is from RefSeq and is a predicted model, not a curated record. NCBI's taxonomy places the organism in Eukaryota, Fungi, Ascomycota, Sordariomycetes, Xylariales, Xylariaceae. The coding region runs from base 1 to 1590 and encodes 529 amino acids.